AUGCAAGACAUUUUCGGAUCAGUUCGCCGAUCACUGGUAUUUCGUGGUUCACCGGAAAACGAAGAAACCUCGCUCGGAGUCGGAGGAAGCCUUGUCGAUAAGAUCAAUUACUGUAUCCGAAAUUCCAGAGUCUUCUCCAAACCCUCGCCGCCGUCUCCUUCCAUUCCUAAGGACGCUGCGCCUCCGAUCCGAUGGCGCAAGGGGGAGUUAAUCGGUUGCGGUGCCUUUGGCCAAGUUUACGUUGGAAUGAAUCUCGAUUCCGGAGAGCUUCUUGCAGUUAAACAGGUUCUGAUUGCGGCAAGUAGUGCUUCGAAGGAGAAGGCACAGGCUCAUAUAAAGGAGCUUGAGGAAGAAGUUAAAUUACUUAAAGAUCUUUCGCAUCCCAACAUUGUUAGAUAUUUGGGUACAGUCAGAGAAGAGGACACUUUAAAUAUUCUCCUGGAGUUUGUUCCUGGUGGAUCAAUAUCAUCCCUGUUGGGGAAGUUUGGGGCUUUCCCUGAGGCCGUCAUAAGGACUUACACGAAGCAGUUGCUGCUUGGACUUGAGUACUUGCACAAAAAUGGAAUCAUGCACAGAGACAUUAAGGGGGCCAAUAUUCUUGUAGAUAAUAAAGGGUGCAUAAAACUAGCAGAUUUUGGGGCAUCCAAACAAGUCGUUGAGCUGGCCACAAUUUCUGGUGCCAAGUCCAUGAAGGGUACUCCAUAUUGGAUGGCUCCCGAAGUUAUUCUCCAGACUGGGCAUAGCUUCUCUGCUGACAUAUGGAGUGUGGGUUGUACUGUGAUUGAGAUGGCCACGGGAAAGCCUCCCUGGAGUCAGCAAUAUCAACAAGAGGUUGCUGCUCUCUUCCAUAUAGGGACGACCAAGUCUCAUCCACCAAUCCCUGAGCAUCUAUCCGUUGCAGCAAAAGAUUUUCUGCUAAAAUGUUUGCAGAAGGAACCGAUUUUGAGGCCAUCAGCAUCAGAACUGCUGCAGCAUCCCUUUGUUACUGGGGAACAUAUGAAUUCUCUUUCUCUGUCUUCUAAUGUCACGGAAAAUUUUGAAGCUUCUUCACCGUCAUGUGUCCCACAUGUUGAAUCUUUCCUCGUUUGCUCGACAGUAAAUCCUCAGGACUCGGGAAAUAAACAGUUGUGGGGAAUGAGUGAUGAUGAUGACAUGUGUGAGAUUGAUGACCAAGAGUUCUCGCAGAGUGAUGUCAAGUUCAAAUCAUUGAUGUCAAAUAAUAUUGAGAGCUUCAACCCGAUGUCUGACCCCUCUGAUGAUUGGGGGUGUAAAUUUGAUGCAAGUCCAGAACUGGAAAAUAGAGGAGUUAAUUUUGGCACCGAUGAAAAUUACGUGCCACCAGAUCAGUCGGGGGCUGAUAACGUGCAGAAAGAUUUUUCCUUUCAAGGUGUGCCAUCUUUGUCAGAGGAAGAUGAUGAAUUAACAGAGUCAAAAAUUAAAGCCUUUUUAGACGAGAAGGCUCUGGAACUGAAAAAACUGCAAACACCUUUAUAUGAAGAGUUUUACAACAGUUUAAAUACAUCUUGUUCUCCCAAUGUGAUUGAUAGCUCAAGUGAUGAUAAUGCGGCUCGAAAAUACUUGAAAUUACCUCCUAAAAGCAGGUCACCAAGUCGGGCACCAAUUAAUACUCCAUCUAAAGCCGUUGACAAUGCUGGCAGUCCUGGAAGUAAUGGCAGGUCUUCAUCAACUGUUGGCCAUGUAAAUAACUAUGUUUCGCAGGAUAUUCCAGCAUCCCCCAAUAAUGAAUGGAAAGGACUGAUAGCUGACUCCCAGCAGGAGCCCAGUAGCCCAAGUUUAAACUUUUCUGAAAGACAGAAAAAGUGGAAAGAAGAGCUCGACCAGGAACUUGAGAGAAAACGAGAAAUGAUGCGCCAGAUGGGAGGAAAGACAUCUUCACCAAAGGAUCGAGCUUUACAUCGACAGAGGGAGCGGACAAGAUUUGCUUCUCCAGGCAAAUAAGAGAUUCGUCAGAGCGUUCCUGCGUUCCUGAAUGGAUUUUAUUAACCACUGGAAUUGCAAACACGUUUUACUGCAGUU
Messenger RNA from Abrus precatorius (Indian licorice), 2037 nucleotides. RefSeq names its product mitogen-activated protein kinase kinase kinase NPK1. Lineage: Eukaryota; Viridiplantae; Streptophyta; Magnoliopsida; Fabales; Fabaceae. Gene Ontology annotation, molecular function: ATP binding; protein kinase activity. The record is from RefSeq and is a predicted model, not a curated record. Bases 1 to 1959 code for a protein of 652 amino acids. The transcript is spliced from 17 exons. Gene Ontology annotation, biological process: protein phosphorylation.